This is a messenger RNA of Motacilla alba alba, 2079 nucleotides long. RefSeq names its product chromosome Z C9orf64 homolog (gene QNG1). Lineage: Eukaryota; Metazoa; Chordata; Aves; Passeriformes; Motacillidae. The transcript is spliced from 4 exons. The record is from RefSeq and is a predicted model, not a curated record. The coding region runs from base 576 to 1601 and encodes 341 amino acids.
UUAGUCAGUGGGAAGGCAGCUGGCUUGGUACACAGCUUGGUACCUAAACUGUAGAGAAGUCAGCAAUCGAGGCUAAGGUUUUGGGCAAAAUGGAAGUUAACUAAGACAGGCUCAAUUUCUCUGUGUGCUUCCAAUUUGUGUUUGUAUGCAAAAGGGGUUUUGGACCGUCUUUCGUUUGGUUCUUUUCCGUUUUGAUCGGGGAAAAGAACCCAACAGCUUAACACAAACAUUGUUCGUUCCUCAGGUUUUUUUUUUCUUUUUAUGCGUCUCUUUUUCAAUGAUGGGAAUCUUCUGGAAAACUUCCCUGCCAUGAAGCUGAGUCUGCCCACUGCUCUAGCCUGGCAGGAUUUGAGCGGGCCACUCUAAACACGAACGUGCCGGCCCAAGCGCUCCCGGGCCCGGGGUCUGUUCUGGCCCCCGCCCCCGAGCGUCUCCCAGCCCGCCUCCGCCCGCGCCUGCGCGCAGCGGCAGCACGGCGGGGCGGGCCCGGGCGGCCGGCGCUGCUCCCCGUGCGCGCCCGGCGGGAAGCGCGGCAGAGAGGCUGGCCUCGGCACCGUGCGUGUUUCCUGCCCAGCAUGGAGGUGUUCCCGUCCCCGCUGGAGUCCGCCAAGUUCAUAGCCGAGCACAGCAAAGAUGUCUUCGUGGACGAAGAGGGAGCGCGGAGGGUGGCGGAGAGCCUGUUCGACAAAGCCUCGGCGGCGGAGUUCGGGCUGGCGGGGUGGAAAAGCCUACACGAGCUGAACCCCCGCGCCGCCGACAAGGAGGCUGUAGACUGGGUGUUCCUGGUGGACACCCUCAACUUCUCCUUCUGGUCCGAGCAGGAGGACCGCAAGUACCUUGUGAAGUACAAGGAUAAAACCUACAGCGGCUACUGGUCGCUGUGCGCCGCCGUCAACAGGGCCCUGGACGACGGAAUACCUAUCACCAGUGCAUCCUAUUUUGCCACCAUGACGCUUGACCAAGUUAGGCAUGUAUUUCGCUCUGACACAGAAGUACCUUUGCCUUUGAUUGAAGAAAGACACCGGGUGCUGAACGAAAGUGGAAUUGUUCUGUUAGAGAAGUUUGGAGGGUCUUUCCUCACCUGUGUUAAAAUGAGUGAGAAGAGUGCUCAGAAACUGCUACAUCUCGUAUUGGAAAAUUUUCCUUCUUACAGAGAUGAAGCUGUAUUUGAGAAAAAGAAGGUGUCUUUCUACAAACGGGCACAAAUACUUGUGGCUGACACAUGGAGUGUUUUAGAAGGCAAAGGAGAUGGCUCUUUUGACGAUAUUUCCAGUCUGACAAUAUUUGCUGACUACAGAAUUCCACAAGUUCUUGUUCACUUAAAAGCAAUGAAGUAUUCUGAAAAAUUAAUGAAGAAACUACGUGAAGGAACACUUUUCCAAUCUGGAGAUAAAGAAGAGGUAGAGAUCCGUGGCUGUUCUAUUUGGUGUUGUGCAUUGAUUUGUAAGCACCUUCAGGAGCUCUACCAGAAGAAGGGUCAGGACAUGCAUGAAAAAAUCAAUGCAGUUUUACUCGAUUAUUAUCUUUGGGAUUAUGCCAGGGAUCAUAGGGCAGAGAUGAAAGAUAUCCCGUUCCACCGAGUACGGUGUAUAUAUUACUAAGUCCAGUCUGAUAGCUCUUGUAUUGCUGCCUUAUCUUUUGAACUGCAGUUUUGCUUUUUAUAUGGUGAUUUGUCAUGCACUAAUUUGGAACUGUUAAAUCAUAUGCUUGUUUUCUAGUGAUGUAGUAACAAUGUGCCUUUCUUUCCCCAUUGUUUUACUACCUUUUUAUUACCUUUCUUUUAAUCUUUUGCUUGCCCUGACUGGAAUUAACAGUGUAAACUUUGCAGGCAACCCAUAUUAAGGUUGGGUUUAUUACUCCUGCUUUGAUCUUUGUAUUGGUGUAUGUGGCUACCUGUGCGCACAGCCAGAUGUGUGUGCAGAUCCUGUGGUGUACCUUGCCCCUCGGCCCCUCCCUGUUCCUGCCUGUCCCCUGUCAUACCUGCAUGCAGGUGGCAGGUGCUUGGCAGAUGCUUUAAUGCUCAGAGAUGGAAAUGUAACCCGUCCAAUCGUCCAAUAAACAGUGCGGUGAUGGACAUGC